Messenger RNA from Cynocephalus volans (Philippine flying lemur), 8001 nucleotides. It is a transcript of the gene CLASP1, whose product is annotated as cytoplasmic linker associated protein 1. Bases 418 to 5064 code for a protein of 1548 amino acids. The record is from RefSeq and is a predicted model, not a curated record. Gene Ontology annotation, molecular function: microtubule binding; kinetochore binding. NCBI's taxonomy places the organism in Eukaryota, Metazoa, Chordata, Mammalia, Dermoptera, Cynocephalidae. The transcript is spliced from 41 exons. Gene Ontology annotation, biological process: establishment of mitotic spindle localization; mitotic spindle assembly. Gene Ontology annotation, cellular component: microtubule organizing center; cytoplasmic microtubule; spindle microtubule.
CUGUCUGGUCCGCAGCGGCAACAGUAGCGAAUAGUAAGGCUAUCUUCCCUGUGAAGGAGGAACUAGUUCCAGAUGGAAAUGAAUGGAAAGCAGGCAUCUCUUCGUUUUAAGGAAGGAUUACUCUGUGAGAUAAAUGGACUGCUGAAUUAUGAAGUAUUUCAGACCCAAUAGUAGAACAUCACUCUGCCACUCACUCCUUUAUCUCCUACUAGUUAUUUAAAUUGGACUUUUAAUAUCCUACCAGCUGCUCUUUAGACACACAUGGUGCAUUGUUGCCAUUCCCCGGAUUGCAUCUUUGAAACACAGGCUCUGAGUAACCUUCAGCGAACAAAGAGGCAACCUCCCAGAUACGUCUACUGGGAGGGAGUCAUCCUGACUGCCCUCUAGCUUUUGCUGCAUCUGUAUUUGAAUUCCACCAUGGAGCCUCGCAUGGAGUCCUGCCUGGCACAGGUGUUGCAGAAGGAUGUGGGGAAACGACUGCAGGUUGGCCAAGAACUUAUAGACUAUUUCUCAGACAAACAGAAAUCUGCUGACCUUGAACAUGACCAGACCAUGUUAGAUAAACUUGUGGAUGGACUCGCUACCUCUUGGGUGAACUCUAGCAAUUACAAGGUGGUUCUUCUGGGCAUGGACAUCCUGUCCGCCCUGGUGACCCGGCUGCAGGAUCGCUUCAAGGCGCAGAUUGGCACAGUGCUGCCAAGUCUAAUCGACAGACUGGGAGAUGCUAAAGACUCUGUGAGGGAGCAAGACCAAACUCUGCUGCUAAAGAUCAUGGAUCAAGCUGCUAAUCCCCAGUAUGUGUGGGACAGAAUACUUGGAGGCUUCAAACACAAGAAUUUCCGUACUCGAGAAGGCAUCUGUCUCUGCCUUAUUGCAACACUGAAUGCCUCUGGAGCACAUACUUUAACACUAAGCAAGAUCGUGCCACAUAUAUGUAACUUACUUGGAGAUCCAAACAGCCAGGUUCGAGAUGCAGCAAUAAACAGCUUAGUGGAAAUUUACAGACAUGUAGGAGAACGUGUGAGGGCAGAUCUCAGUAAGAAAGGAUUGCCACAAUCCCGGUUGAAUGUAAUUUUUACAAAAUUUGAUGAAGUCCAAAAAUCUGGGAACAUGAUACAGUCUGCCAAUGAUAAAAAUUUUGAUGAUGAAGAUUCUGUGGAUGGUAAUAGACCUUCCUCUGCUAGUUCUACAUCAUCCAAGGCCCCACCAAGCUCACGGAGAAACGUUGGAAUGGGGACUACCCGCCGGCUUGGGUCAUCUUCUCUUGGAUCAAAGUCUUCAGCUGCAAAAGAAGGAGCUGGCGCUGUUGAUGAGGAGGACUUUAUUAAAGCGUUUGAUGAUGUACCUGUAGUACAGAUUUAUUCCAGCCGAGACCUUGAGGAAUCCAUAAACAAAAUUAGGGAAAUAUUAUCUGAUGACAAGCAUGAUUGGGAGCAGAGAGUAAAUGCUCUAAAAAAGAUUAGAUCUUUACUUUUGGCCGGUGCUGCUGAGUAUGAUAACUUCUUUCAACAUUUGCGUCUUUUGGACGGAGCUUUUAAACUCUCUGCUAAGGAUCUGCGGUCUCAGGUGGUGCGGGAGGCUUGCAUCACGUUGGGGCAUCUGUCAUCAGUUCUGGGGAAUAAGUUUGACCAUGGAGCUGAAGCCAUUAUGCCAACUAUCUUUAAUUUAAUUCCAAAUAGUGCCAAAAUUAUGGCCACGUCUGGUGUUGUAGCUGUUAGGUUAAUCAUUCGGCACACACACAUCCCUAGGCUAAUACCUGUCAUAACAAGCAACUGUACCUCUAAGUCUGUAGCAGUUAGAAGGCGCUGUUUUGAAUUUUUAGAUUUGCUUUUACAAGAAUGGCAGACACAUUCACUGGAACGGCACAUAUCAGUAUUAGCUGAAACAAUAAAGAAAGGAAUACAUGAUGCCGAUUCUGAAGCAAGGAUAGAAGCCAGAAAAUGUUAUUGGGGUUUCCACAGUCACUUCAGCCGAGAAGCAGAGCAUUUAUACCACACCUUGGAGUCCUCCUACCAGAAAGCCCUGCAGUCACAUUUGAAGAACUCGGACAGCAUAGUGUCUCUGCCUCAAUCUGACCGCUCGUCUUCUAGUUCUCAAGAGAGUCUGAAUCGGCCACUCCCUGCCAAAAGAAGUCCUACUGGAAGUACCACAUCUAGAGCUUCUACAGUUAGUACCAAAUCUGUGUCAACGACUGGGUCCCUGCAGCGGUCUCGAAGUGAUAUUGAUGUGAAUGCAGCAGCCAGUGCCAAAUCCAAAGUCUCCUCAUCUUCGGGAGCGGCUCCUUUCAGCUCUGCAGCGGCUUUGCCUCCAGGGUCAUAUGCAUCCUUAGAAUCCAGACACAUGAGGGAAGACAUGGAGUACGUAGGCCUGGACGCAGGUCGCAUCCGUACAAGACGGCAAAGCUCUGGGAGUGCCACCAAUGUCGCCUCUACACCCUCCGAUAAUCGGGGCCGCAGCCGCGCUAAAGUGGUUUCACAGUCUCAGCCUGGUAGCCGGUCAAGUUCCCCAGGGAAAUUGUUGGGAAGUGGUUAUGGUGGACUUGCUGGGGGAUCCUCAAGAGGCCCACCUGUGACACCAUCUUCAGAAAAACGAAGCAAGAUUCCCAGGAGUCAGGGAUGUAGCCGAGAAACAAGUCCAAACCGAAUAGGAUUAGCACGGAGCAGCCGUAUCCCUCGACCCAGCAUGAGUCAGGGGUGCAGCCGCGAUACCAGCCGUGAGAGCAGCCGAGAUACAAGCCCUGCUCGGGGCUUUCCUCCACUUGACCGAUUUGGGCUCAGCCAGCCAGGAAGAAUUCCUGGUUCUGUGAAUGCCAUGCGCGUUUUGAGCACAAGUACAGAUCUUGAAGCCGCUGUUGCUGAUGCUUUGCUGUUAGGAGACUCCAGGAGCAAGAAGAAGCCUGUGAGGAGGAGAUAUGAGCCGUAUGGGAUGUAUUCUGACGAUGAUGCCAACAGCGAUGCCUCGAGCGUUUGCUCUGAGCGCUCAUAUGGCUCCAGGAAUGGUGGCAUUCCCCAUUACCUGAGGCAGACCGAGGACGUAGCGGAAGUUCUCAACCACUGUGCAAGCUCAAACUGGUCAGAGAGGAAAGAAGGGCUUCUGGGCCUGCAGAACUUACUGAAGAGCCAAAGAACACUGAGUCGAGUAGAAUUGAAAAGAUUGUGUGAGAUCUUCACCCGGAUGUUUGCUGACCCUCAUAGCAAGGUUUUCAGUAUGUUUUUGGAGACUCUUGUGGAUUUUAUAAUAAUACACAAGGAUGACUUGCAAGACUGGCUUUUUGUUCUUCUCACACAAUUACUUAAGAAAAUGGGAGCAGAUUUACUUGGAUCUGUGCAAGCAAAAGUUCAGAAGGCUCUAGAUGUCACAAGGGACUCUUUUCCUUUUGAUCAACAAUUUAACAUUUUGAUGAGAUUUAUUGUGGAUCAAACUCAAACUCCAAACCUCAAGGUCAAAGUUGCAAUCCUGAAAUACAUUGAGUCUUUGGCCAGACAGAUGGAUCCAACAGAUUUUGUAAACUCUAGUGAGACAAGACUUGCUGUUUCUAGAAUCAUAACCUGGACAACAGAACCAAAGAGUUCAGAUGUGAGAAAGUCCCUACUUCAACGUAGUCCAGUAGGUGAGGAUUUCCCCACUAGGUCAGCUUCCACCUGCUUGGGGCCUGGACAAGGAAACUUGGAAGAAAAUUGUAAACAGGCAGCACAAAUUGUGCUAAUCUCUCUGUUUGAAUUGAACACUCCUGAAUUUACCAUGUUACUUGGUGCCUUGCCAAAAACAUUCCAGGACGGUGCCACCAAACUCCUGCAUAACCACCUCAAGAAUUCCAGUAACACCAGUGUGGGCUCUCCAAGCAAUACUAUUGGCCGGACACCCUCCCGACACACCAGCAGCAGGACCAGCCCACUGACCUCACCCACCAACUGUUCCCAUGGCGGUCUGUCUCCAAGCAUGCUGGACUUUGAUACAGAGAACCUGAACUCUGAAGAAAUCUAUAGUUCUCUGCGUGGAGUUACAGAAGCCAUUGAAAAGUUUAGUUUUCGAAGCCAAGAGGAUCUGAAUGAGCCAAUUAAACGAGAUAGCAAAAAGGACAGUGAUAUUGUGUCCCGUGAUGGGGGAGCUGCCUCCCCCGCCACUGAGGGCCGUGGCAGCAGUGAGGUGGAAGGAGGCAGGACAGCCCUGGAUAACAAGACCUCCCUCCUCAACACGCAGCCUCCACGUGCCUUCCCAGGACCGCGGGCACGAGACUACAAUCCCUAUCCCUACUCCGACACCAUCAACACCUAUGACAAGACAGCCCUGAAGGAGGCCGUGUUUGACGACGACAUGGAGCAGCUUCGAGAUGUGCCCAUCGACCACUCUGACCUGGUGGCUGACCUUCUGAAAGAGCUGUCCAACCACAAUGAGCGGGUGGAGGAGCGGAAGGGUGCCCUGCUGGAGCUGCUCAAGAUCACACGGGAAGACAGCCUGGGUGUCUGGGAGGAGCACUUCAAGACCAUCCUGCUCCUGCUGCUGGAGACCCUCGGAGACAAAGAUCAUUCAAUUCGAGCAUUAGCUUUGAGAGUUUUACGGGAAAUUUUGAGAAACCAGCCAGCAAGAUUUAAAAACUACGCUGAACUGACCAUCAUGAAGACUCUGGAAGCCCACAAAGACUCCCAUAAGGAGGUGGUGAGAGCUGCUGAGGAGGCCGCAUCCACACUGGCCAGUUCCAUCCACCCGGAGCAGUGCAUCAAAGUGCUCUGCCCCAUCAUCCAGACAGCUGACUACCCCAUCAACCUCGCUGCCAUCAAGAUGCAGACCAAAGUCGUUGAGAGGAUCGCCAAGGAGUCCUUGCUGCAGCUCCUUGCUGACAUCAUCCCAGGCUUGCUGCAGGGUUAUGACAACACUGAAAGUAGUGUGCGUAAGGCCAGCGUGUUUUGCUUAGUGGCAAUUUAUUCCGUAAUUGGAGAAGAUCUGAAACCUCACCUCGCACAGCUCACAGGGAGCAAGAUGAAGCUUCUAAACUUAUAUAUAAAGAGGGCCCAGACCACGAAUAGCAACAGCAGCUCCUCCUCUGACGUUUCCACACACAGCUAAUGGCAGCACCAGUCUCUCUGCGUAGACCCAGAAGUGAUGGGUGGUGCCUCUCAGAGACCUUUCCCCACCCCUUCAUCGACUGCCCCGUCAGUACAGGAAGGCCUGCAAAUAUUUAUUACAAUCAGUAUUUUGGUCCCUUCCAGCUUUUGUGUAGAAUCUUACUGGUAUUGAAUGUAAAGGAAGUAAGGCCUGCACUGCAGUCCUCAUAGAAAGCAGGAGUGAGAAAAGAGAAGAGCCACACUUCACAUGCCUCGUUCAGCCUGCUGAGACUGCAAACCAUGUGUGUGGUGCCCUUGGUAAAAGUCAGAGCUCUCUAGCCAAUGCUUGGUAGAAAGUAGCAUUUUUUUUUUGUCCAGUUAAUAACAGAUUUGGGGGGUGGGGUGGGUAUUACUUUGUGUUCCUCGUUCUUAGCUUAUUUUCUUAUGAAGACAGCCUGUGUGGGGCAAAGCUCACCCCCUUCACAGCCAUCAUCAUGAAAGGUUGUAUGUCUUCAAAACAAGUCUUUAAAGACUUGUUUUGAGACCUACUAAAAAUGGAAUCAAGUCUUGGCAAGAAAAGAAGAAAAGCCUGAAGAUGGUCUUUAAUAAGCACCUGGAAUUCCACUUAUCAUAUCCAGACUGGUGGCCAACUGCCUGGCUUUUGGCACAGAAUCUGAAGGGAUUUCCCCCUCAGUGUCCUUCUAGCCCCCUCUGAACAACUCCACAGAUGCGUUCCUAUUACAGAGCUUCCAUUCGAAAGAAUUCUUAAAGUGAAAACACAAAAAUAAGAUAAAUUUAAAGCAUCACUUAGGGAUGCCUGAAAUGGCAUUUCAUGAAGCCCAGAAGAUAAAACAGAAGUGGUCUGUCUUACAACUAAGACCUGGGGGAAACACUGUGGUUAUGGGCAUUCUCCCAGGACCCUUGUAUUUGAGGGCAGUUGCUGAUUCAGAUUUAGCUCCGUGUUCUUUCCUCUCUUCCCAAGCUUUGCCUAAGCUGUUCGGAUCUAAAAUGUUCUCAGUUGAUCUGAUAAGUGGCAACUUUACCAUCUCAGUUUUGACUUCUCUGUUUAAUUUGGGAUUAAGAGCAAAAAGAAGUCUAGAGAGACUGGGUAUCGGAAUAUUUUUAUGUAUAAACCAAAGUACUUCCUUGAUCGUCUAUUGAAAUAGUCAUUGUUUAAGGAAAAAGUAAUUAUGAUAAGUGGCAGAUUGCAGAAAAGCAGGAUUUGAAAUACACUUUUAGAAUCUGUUUCCUUUCCUUCCAUGAGAAACCACCAGGCUCCGCUUUUUUAACCUCUUGAGGGUCUAAUUGCUCCAAUAAAAGUAACUGUAGAUUUGGAGUCUGGUUAAAUAAUUCUUGAGUAAAUUCUUAAACCAAAUGGUAAUUCUUAAUGCAAUCAUGGGGACUUCAACUGUCUCCUCUAUUUUAGAUUUUCUAAAUUGGACUGAUUUUUCCGUAAGGAAAAUGCUUCCUUUGAUAUUAAUUUGAAUGAGGCUAUUCCAAUGCAGAGUCUGCUGCAGCUGCUGGAACUGAAAGCAGAGGCUGGGGUGCCCAACCAAGUGUGUGGUUCUCACCACUAAUUUCCACAGACCCCCCCUUCUUCUCUGACCAUCCAGAUUUAAUGUGCGAAGUUGUACAAGUCAGAUAUCUUAUUUGGAAAUACACACUUAAAAUGAAGGCCUCCCUAAUGUCCAGAACCGUGAAGCCCCGGGAUGCCAUCUGUGUGUGUAUGUGUGUGGAGGGGGCAUCUCACACAUGUAGAGUACCCACUGCUGCUGUUUAGGGAACUUCAGGGGUGUGUUUUAAGUGGUUGAAUGUAACUGACUGACUUUGGCUCAGAAUAUAGCAGGACCAGGCCUUACUUUCAUUGAUAAAUACUGUUUUGUUCAUAUUUCAUUAAUAGGAUUUCUUUUUUACAUUUUACAAGUGAGUCAGGGAGUCUUUUGGUUACUCUGUUGUGGAAAUGUGUGUUCUGGCCAGGUUAUUUAUGAGUUAUUUUAUGCAGUGCAGUUAGACUUUUCUCCUUGAGCUCUGAAUCCAGGAAGCUCACUACAGCCCCCCGUGUAGUUGGGAAGGAUCUCAACCAUCGCUUCAUGGCCUCAUAGUACUCACAAAGGGCUAGCCUCGAAUGUCACUUGCUCAGUCUUCAAUCUCCUGACUUAGAGAGAGGUACAAUCACUCCGCAGAUCUCUUGACCUCAAUUCGGAAACUGCUGCCCAGCGCGCCGAGGAGACUCGCAUGCCACCGCCACCUCACCGGGAGGGCGGCCGCGCCACCGCCGCCCCUCCGAGCCCUGACAGCUGCCUUGCCGCGCCGCCGCCUCCCUGUCGGCCCCGCCACGUGGGACAGCAGAGCCCCAGAACUCUGCCUCCCUGUCUACCUGGCCGGCCCCGGCCACAGCCCCCGGCGAGGGGCCGGUCGUCUGAGUCGCGCUCCCUCCAAGCUCCUGCCGCCCUCUUCUAGCCGAGGCGCCGCCGCCUCCGGCCCCAGCGCACAGCCGGCCGCCUGGUCCACGCCGUCACUAGCUUACCUGCGCAGGUAGUGCGUGCCCUGGUCUGUCUCUCAGAUCUUCUUUUUCUUUCCCUGCCGCCCUUUAUUUAUCAAGCAUAAUAUUAUACGUUAAAGGACAGCAAAUAAGAACUUCGUAGAAUCCCACCAGGACUUUGCUAACAAUAAUGUUUGGAAAUGAAAAAUGCUCUGAAAAUAUCAGCCACCAAAAUAGUUUUGUUGGCACUGUGUUCACACGCAUGGUCCCCACACCUCCCCCUUGGGUGGGGUUUUUUUUUUUCGGGUUUUUUUGGGCUUUUUCAUGUUACAUCAAUAUCUGUAUUUAUAUCUUAUUUGUUUCACUCUCAAGUGUAUCAUGGCAAAUGUACAGAUUUUUUUUUUGUUAAUAAUGUGCUAGGAUUUGCUAAAAAAGAAAACAAUGAAAAAACCCAUUUUGAGUUUGCCUUAGAAUAAA